Eurytemora carolleeae is the source of this 819-nucleotide messenger RNA. RefSeq lists its product as uncharacterized. Bases 219 to 752 code for a protein of 177 amino acids. The transcript has 4 exons. NCBI's taxonomy places the organism in Eukaryota, Metazoa, Arthropoda, Copepoda, Calanoida, Temoridae. The record is from RefSeq and is a predicted model, not a curated record.
GAAAUAUAAACAGAUAGAUAGAUAGGUAUAGAGACAGAUUUAAGUUGAAACUUGGUUUUAAAUGAUUUCAUUUUUUAGAACCUCAACAAAAUCCUCCUGUGUUAAACGGCAGACUAAGUGAACCUGUUCCACCUGGAGAACCAGGCGACGAGCUACCACUUCCAGAGAAUAACCAGAAUAAUGGCGAACUAAGAGGAAACACCAGUACUGAACGUCAUAUGAGGAAAAAAAUCUGUUUGGAUUACAGCGCCUCCUCUUGCUCCAGCAGCGACAGGAAUCAAUCCUGCUUUGGAUCCUCCUGGAGUAAAGAUCAAAAAUCUACAAAGUGGAUCCAAGUACUCUUUAAAAACUCUCUAAACUCCCCGCAAUCUGAAGUGGACAGAAAAUGCAUGGAAGAAGAUUUGAUAAACAAGGAGAAUGAGGAGUUUAUCAGAAACCAUAGCGAUGAAGGACGUCUGCAGUUCAGAUACAAAGGACCUGUACAGACACAACCCUUGAGACGCCAUCUUGGAUUCAGAAGAAAGGGAAACAGAAAAGGUUCAAUGUGUACACACACCCUCAUCUCUACAGAGAACGGGUGUUUAAUGGUGGAUCAGAACUCGGAAAGAUUGCCGCCUCAACAAUCAAGAGUUAGUUACAACAAAACUUCAAUCAGAAGGGUGAUCUCCAAUCCCCUGGAGUAUCAAACAUUUAUUAACAGAAAAAGGCCUCUGUUUAGAAGUUCUGUAUCCUACGCACCAAAUAUUGAAUGAAUGUCAGUUUUGCUACUUUUGAUAUUGUUUACUACGUCAACAAAGUGAUUCUGGAAAUUUUCUAAAA